Molecule: messenger RNA, 2539 nt
Organism: Triticum dicoccoides
Lineage: Eukaryota; Viridiplantae; Streptophyta; Magnoliopsida; Poales; Poaceae
Product: mitochondrial aspartate-glutamate transporter AGC1-like
Exons: 9
Coding region: 366-2228 (620 amino acids)
Source: RefSeq, a predicted model, not a curated record
GGGUUGCCCGAUUGACGCUGUUGGCUGCGGCCGCACAUCGGUGAGCGGCACCGCGGCAGCCUCGAAAAAGCCAGAAAAUCCAUGGAGAUGGACCUGGAAGCCCAAGCUCCCAUGACGCCGCGCCCGUAACCUCUCCGCUUCGGAAGCUCGUGGAGCCAGAGGGGGGCGGAGAAGCGGCGGAGACUAGGUCGUCGUACCUCUCCCCCUCCUCCUCCUCGCCUCCCCUCCCUGAAGCGCGAACUGUUGCGAAGCCCGCCAUCGGGCAUCGGGAGCUGAGCUCCAGUCCAGCCACCGCAAGAUCCCAGUCAGAUGAUUAGUUGACUUCUUCAUGAACGAACGGCUACCUUGCUGCAUGCUUGUCAGAGAUGAGCUCAAAUCGUAGAUCUUCAAAAGCUCGAAAAUCAACAACUAAUUACUACCGGCUUCCAUUUGAUAAGCACCGAUUAUUUGAUCCAGAUGCAUUUCUUUCAAAGGAUCGUUGUGCCAAUCAAUCACAAAGUACUCAAUCAGGCAGCAGACAUACUGAUAAACUUUUCACUACUCCUCAGUUAGUAUCCGCAUUGACAGGGAUCUGGAAUCUUGUUGGACACCCAGAAUCUUCUGGCACAACAGAUCAAAGAUCUGUGAGCGAGGAGAUUUUGCACAAGGAAGACCCUGUGUGCUUUACUAGGGACCGAGAAGGACACACAUUGACAUCUUGCACCGAAAGCUCAACUGGCCUCAACUCUCAAACCUGUUUAUCAACACCAAAAUCAAUCCAUGAAGAUCUUAGAUUGGUGAAGAAGAUGUUAAUGCUCCGAUCAUGCAGCAACAUGAUUGGUGCUUCUGCCACAUGGAGACAUAUGCAUCUUACCAGUAAACUUGGGAACAUGCAUUAUCAAAAUAUAUACCCCAUGCAAACCAAAAAGCUAGGAGCUUGUGCUACUUCCAGCAGUAUGGACAUCAAGGAGGACGACUGCUUCGGAAGGGGUGAUAACUGUUGCAGUCAAACAGGAGACAUGCCAGCUGAACAAUGCACGAGCUCAAGUGAGGAGGAUAAUAUCAUGUAUGCCUGUGAAAAUUCUCUACAUUAUGAUAAAUUAAAUGCAGAGGUUUCUAGAGAAUAUUCCAAUAUGUCUGCUUGCUCAUCAGAGCAGGUUUGCAAAGAGGCAGGGAUAAUGCUGGAAAAACAGAUUUCCAGCACAUGCGAACAUAUUCGGCCUGAAGGGUUGACAUGCACAUCUUGUGUGGUUGGUGAUGCUAUUGUUAAUCCACCAAAUGUACACCAAUAUACCUACAGGGAAGAUAUAUCUCAGCAGGAUUUUGUAGACAAGCGUUCGUCUGAGUUUGAAUCAUCCUUGGGGCAUCGAUUUCAUGGUGCUGUUGGUGCGAACAAGCAUGCUGCUGCAGGAGCAAUAGCUGGGACAGUUGUCAGCAUCUCUCUGCAUCCAGUUGAUACGGUGAAAACCAUUAUUCAAGCUAACAGUUCUGGACAAAGCUCAUUCUACCACAUACUAAGACGCACCCUUGUUGAGAGAGGUGUCUUAGGACUUUAUGGAGGGCUUGCUAGCAAAAUUGCUUGUUCUGCACCAAUUUCAGCUAUUUAUACCUUAACUUACGAAAUAGUAAAGGGAUCACUUCUUCCUACUUUGCCGAAGGACUACCAUUCCAUUGCUCAUUGUGCUGCGGGUGGUUGUUCUAGUAUUGCAACAUCCUUUAUUUUUACACCAAGUGAAUGCAUAAAACAACAGAUGCAAGUCGGUUCGCAGUAUCAGAAUUGCUGGAAGGCUUUAGUUGGAUGUCUUCAAAGGGGUGGCAUUGCUUCGUUAUAUGCUGGAUGGGGGGCUGUUCUUUGCAGAAAUAUUCCACAUUCUAUAGUAAAGUUUUAUGCCUACGAGAGUCUGAAGCAGUUUCUGUUGAAUGCAUCACCUGCUAAUGCUAAACUCAAUUCUGGCCAGACGCUCAUUUGUGGAGGUUUUGCAGGAUCAACUGCUGCUCUGUUUACAAAUCCAUUCGAUGUUGUGAAGACACGAGUACAGUUACAGGCACUCAACCCUGUUAGAAAGUAUGAAGGGGUUCUUCAUGCCCUUACGCACAUUUUUGAGCAAGAAGGGUUGCGAGGUCUUUACAGGGGUUUAAGUCCAAGGCUGCUCAUGUAUGUAUCCCAAGGGGCGCUGUUUUUUACAUCCUAUGAGUUUCUCAAAACAAUUAUGUUUCCUGAACAAGAGCUUCAGGCAAACAACGUUUGAUCGUAGAAGCUUAGAAGGGAAGGGCUCGUUGCAGCCCCGGUGGAAUUUCUAGAUCGAUACCAUGAGCUAAGUAAUGAGUUGUUGUAUUGUGGUUACAAACCAUCCUUCAGAGGUCUUGUAACAAACCAGUGUACAUCAUUUUUGGAUGCAUAGGCAUUAGACAACCACACCUGGUAUUAACCUUUUUCUGGUAGAUAUAGAAACACAACAUGUAGGCAAGAGGAAUUUUGUAUCAUGAGCAAACUUGAGAUGUGGAUUUCCUUGCGGGAGGACAUGUGAAUAUGAGUGUAUCCUGGUUUUGUGUUCUUACA